UAAUACACUUCGUUAGAUUCAGUCCUGCUUUUCUCGAGAACUAAAAUGUGACAAAUGAGUCACGCUUAUCAACAUUGAUUAACUGACCAACAACUAUAUAUAGAUUUGUCUUGUUGAUGAUGUUGUGAAUGUCAUAGGAAAAUGAGCACAACGAUUAUUUGCUACUGGUUGACAUUAUACCCCGCUUUUAUUGCAGUUAAUACUUCAUAAGAGAAGAAUUUCCGAUCGGAAGUGUUAGGGGAAAACUGUAGGGAGUCCCGCUAGGAUGUGGCAGUUGUGCGUGUUGGUGACGACGCUGGUGCACUCUGGGGGAGUAGUGGGCCAAGGUUUGGUAUUCCCCGGGUCAUCGGACUCCUUCUCCCUGUCGUGCACCAUAACAAGGACGGGGCAGAAGGGGGAGUGUAAGCUGUCCACUCACUGCCCCUCCCACCAGCGAGCGGCAGGCGAGGGGGCCGUCAGUCAAGUGUGCGGCGUCAGCAGCGAACUGCCCUUGGUUUGCUGCCCUAUACCUCCCGAGAGGCUCAUAGAUGGAACGAGAUGGGAUCUCCAGCGCAAAACCGUACCCGCUCCGCCUAACGAGCCUGUUUGCGGCGUUCUUAGACCUUUUCGGCGACGCGAAAGCUUUUUAAUAGCCGGAGGGAAGGCGCCACAAGACAACUCGCUCGGAACAAGAGUGAGGCGGUCUCCAAGAGAAUUUUCCGACGAUGGUGACAACAAACUAGUAAAAAACCUAGAAGUACUCCAACGGCACUCAACCCCUCUUCCCCUCAACCCCCUUUCCCUUCAGCCCCUAGACCAACCUUCAGUGGUUGGGGGCAUCGAUGCUCCAGUGCACAGACACCCGUGGAUGCACAACUCACUGCGACCUGAUGUGGUUCGUCUUGCCGAGCACGACUACAGCAACACCCAUGAAAGCAUCGCCCACGAGGACCACAGGGUCGCUGACGUGGUGGUUCACCCCGACUACCAGGCAGAUGGUACCUUCUCCUCCUACCACGACCUCGCGCUCAUCAAAGUGGUGGACCGCAUAAGAAUCAGGGUGGGCGUGACGCCAAUUUGUCUGCCGUGGGGGGAUGAAGCCAGACGCAUCCUCCAUCACAAAAACGUCACCAUCACCGGUUGGGGCGCCAAAGCUUAUGGAGGCAAUGGCAGUCCCAUCCUACAGGAGGGAUCGGUGACGGUGUUCCCAUCAGAGGUCUGCAACGCGUCUUUCUCGAAGCUUCCUUUCUACUCCACCAAUUGGCCGCGCGGCAUCGCGGAGGACACUUUCCUUUGUGCUGGCCGACCCCUCGGCGGCGUGGACACUUGCAAGGGUGACUCUGGAGGACCCCUGGUGUACUUCGCAUCAGACCACAUGAAGGGUGGAGUCUCUGUGUUGGGGGGCGUGGUGUCCCAAGGCUACGGCUGUGGACUUGAAGACUACCCAGGCCUGUACGUGCCCCUCUCCAACCCGGACUACCUUAGGUGGAUAAAAACGGUGGCCUUCGGCAAAAAUUAAGGACAAAGGAUGAAGCCUUUUAUCAGAACAUGGAGAAUUAUUUUAGGAUGUUCUUCACUUCAUAACAUUGAGCAAUGCAUUAAAUAUCUAUGUACAUCUCAUAGAAAUAUUUGCAUGAUUGAAAAAAUUAUAUAUAAUGUUUAUUAACAAAAUUACCCGAGUAUUGUAACAGAGGAUAAUUUGAGCUUCCUGGAAGAGUCCCUAUACAACGAGGAAGAAAAUUGGUAAUUAAUGAUUCGUUCACGUAUUUAAAUUUACAGCGUGCGUGUAUUUACGUUUUUGACGAGAGAGUAUCGCUUGUUAGCCUUGGCAUGCUUUUGUAAUCGAAUUGCCAUUAUCUCUCAGUGCUCAGUGCUAUUCUCGUGGUUAGUGCUAUCGCUGGCAAAGUUUUGAUUCUCUUGCUGAUUACCGCAUUUCAAUAAUGAGAUAAAACACAGAUUAAGAGAUGUUCAUAGAUUUUUCGACAUAUUGUGAGAGUGAAACAUAACACCAAUUUUAAGCAUCGUAUGAAGCUUCACUUGAAAUAUUUUAGCGACUCCCGGUCUCCGGCUGCGUCAACGAACAGAACCUGCAAGAUUGAAGCACUGAAAUCCACGAAAACUUCACCAAAGAGACGAUUUAUUGUGAGAAUAUUUGCGUUUGGUGUACACUUUCAUCAGUUGUGAUGUUUAUGUUUCCCAAAAUAACGAGCACACUGUCGUGGUGAAUGAGCUCAAUGCCGGAACGGAAUGAGCUUAAUUUUUCGUUUGUAAUGUGGACCGAAUAUGGACGUUGGGAUGUAAAGUUUCUACUAAAAAGAGCCUCGGUCCUCACAGCUCGGGCCUCGAUUUAAUUAUUUUAGGUACACUUAUGUGGCCGCCUAGCUUCGCAGAGACUUUCUUAUUUUAUAAAUGAACUCUCGUGGUUUUGCUCUAAGGAACUUUGCCCUAAAAAGUUAUUUGAACUCUAUCGUAUCGUUUGCAACGCUCUCAGAAAUUAAAAAAAACUCACUCGGUCAAUAACCUAGAUAAUAGCGGACGUCCUCUGAUACAUGCAAUUUCCAAAAUUGCAUGUAUGGAUUAAAGAUGGGACGAUAUACAUGGGGAAAAUUUAAUUAUACCUACAUCGGAACAACAUACCUACAUUAUACCCUUUACCUACAUCUGCUGCGUUUGGUACUAUCGUAGCAGCGAUUUUAUCAAUACAUGCCGUUUGUACGUUUAUUACAAAAUGAUUGCCGUGAAUUCGGGUACUAUUGUACUACAAAUACAUAAAGCAAUAAUCAAAUAAAAUGCAUAAUGCACCAAAUAUUCUACUUAAUGAAUUUGUAGCGGUCCAGUUUAAUAUUUAAGAUAUUAAUAAAUAGAAAAUUUCGAAAUUUAGAAUUAGAUUUAAUUGUAAUAUUAAGAUUGGUUUAUAUCUGAACGGAACCACAGCUGAAUACGACAAUAGCCAACUUCACUCCAGCUUUUAGAAUUUUUGAUACAUUGCACUAGAAACUCUUAUUAGAGUAGGUACUAAUGUGUUGCAACAGUCAUCCUGUACUAAUUACU
Molecule: messenger RNA, 3030 nt
Organism: Hyalella azteca
Lineage: Eukaryota; Metazoa; Arthropoda; Malacostraca; Amphipoda; Hyalellidae
Product: clotting factor B
Exons: 10
Coding region: 266-1498 (410 amino acids)
Biological process (GO): proteolysis
Molecular function (GO): serine-type endopeptidase activity
Source: RefSeq, a predicted model, not a curated record